This is a messenger RNA of Mytilus trossulus (common blue mussel), 3897 nucleotides long. Its product is annotated as DNA topoisomerase 3-beta-1-like. Gene Ontology annotation, cellular component: nucleus. Gene Ontology annotation, biological process: DNA topological change. Lineage: Eukaryota; Metazoa; Mollusca; Bivalvia; Mytilida; Mytilidae. The transcript has 17 exons. Gene Ontology annotation, molecular function: DNA topoisomerase type I (single strand cut, ATP-independent) activity; DNA binding. Bases 128 to 2701 code for a protein of 857 amino acids. The record is from RefSeq and is a predicted model, not a curated record.
UCGUCCUAGACGAGAUUCGCCACGUUAUUUUGUAAUUCAAUAUGUCAGCGCCCAUCAGUUUGACACUUGACAAAUGAAGAAUAUUUGUUUUUUUCUAGUGCCAGUGAAGUAUAUUUAAAACGUCAACAUGAAGACCGUUCUGAUGGUUGCUGAGAAACCGUCUCUAGCCCAGUCGAUUGCUAAGCUUUUAUCCAAUGGGCAGAUGAACAGUAGAAAAGGCUCAAAUGGAGCGUGUUCUGUCCACGAAUACAGAGGGGUUUUUCCUCCAACGGGAGAAAAUGUGUUCUUCAAAAUGACGUCUGUUUGUGGUCAUGUAUAUGGUCUUGAUUUUGUUGGAAAGUACAAUAGCUGGGAUAAGGUUGACCCGAGUGAGUUGUUUACUGGACCAACACACAAAAAAGAAGCAACAGAAAAGUUAAGAAUGCCGACUUUUCUAUCAAAAGAGGGCAGAGGCGUAGAUUUCCUAGUGUUAUGGUUAGAUUGUGACAAGGAAGGAGAAAACAUUUGUUUUGAAGUUAUGGAAUGUGUAGAGCAAAGUAUGAACCGGGGAAUUGGACAGACAGUUUACAGGGCAAAGUUCAGUGCUAUUACAGACAAAGAUAUAAAAGGUGCCAUGAAUCGACUUGGUGAACCAAAUAAAAAUGAAGCUUUAUCAGUUGAUGCCAGACAGGAACUAGAUUUGAGAAUUGGUUGUGCCUUUACCAGAUAUCAAACUAAAUUCUUUCAGGGUAAAUAUGGAGAUUUAGACAGUACCCUGAUAUCUUAUGGACCCUGCCAAACACCUACCUUAGGACUCUGUGUGGAUAGACAUGAUAAGAUACAAUCUUUUAAACCAGAGGCCUACUGGGUCAUUAACUUACAGAUAGCUCACCCUGGUGGACGGAGUAUUUAUCUGGACUGGGACAGAGUGAGAAUCUUUGAUAAAGAAGUAGCACAGAUGUUCCUUAAUAUGAUCAAAUCUGCUGACUCAGCAAAAGUUACAAAGGUUGUACAAGAGGAAAAGUUCAAAGGUCGACCACAAGCUCUAAAUACUAUAGAAAUGUUACGAUCAGCUAGUUCUGGACUAGGUAUAAGUCCACAGCAUACAAUGCAGGUAGCUGAAAGAUUGUAUACACAAGGUUACAUAAGUUAUCCUAGAACGGAAACAACACAAUAUCCUGAGAACUUUGAUUUAGUGGGGACAUUGAGACAACAGCAGUCAUCACCUGAUUGGGGAACUAUUGUCAGGGAACUAUUGAGUACUGGUAUACAGAAACCAAGAAAAGGUACAGAUGCUGGGGACCACCCUCCGAUCACACCAAUGAGAAGUGCAACAGAAUCUGAGUUAGGGGCAGAUAACUGGAGACUUUACGAUUUUAUUACCAGAUAUUUUAUUGCUACAAUUAUGCCAGAUUGUAAAUAUCUUCAGACAAAAGUGUAUUUUGAGAUAGGCCCUGAGAAAUUUUCUUGUACAGGUCAUGUGAUUGUUGAUCCAGGAUUUACAUCUGUCAUGACAUGGAAAGCUAUGGACGAUGAAACACUGCCAGAGUUUAAAAAGGAUCAAACAUUUAGCCUUGAAGAAGCCAAGCUUGCUGAGAGACAGACCAGCCCUCCAGAUUAUUUAACUGAAAGUGAAUUGAUCACACUGAUGGAGAAACAUGGCAUAGGAACUGAUGCCAGUAUAUCUGUACAUAUAAAUAACAUUUGUGAGAGAAACUAUGUCAAUGUUAUAGCUGGACGGAAGCUCAAACCCACACCACUUGGAAUAGUGUUAGUCCAUGGUUAUCAGAAGAUUGAUCAAGAACUGGUAUUGUCUACCAUGAGGUCUGCCGUAGAAAAACAAUUGAAUCUCAUCGCCCACGGUAAAGCUGACUUCCAGGAUGUUCUACAUCAUGCACUUAACAUUUUCAGACUGAAAUUUAAAUAUUUUGUAGAGAAUAUAAAUGGGAUGGAUGAGUUGUUUGAAGUAACAUUUUCAUCACUGGCUGCUAGUGGUAAACCUUUGUCCAGAUGUGGUAAAUGUCGUCGUUUUAUGAAAUUCAUCCAAGCGAAACCUAGUCGUCUCCAUUGUUCUAACUGUGAUGAUACAUUCACACUGCCACAGAAUGGGAAUAUCAAACUUUAUAAAGAAUUGAAAUGUCCACUGGAUGAUUAUGAGUUAGUUCUAUGGACAACUGGGGUAAAGGGAAAGUGUUACCCUCUUUGUCCUUAUUGUUACAAUAAUCCACCAUUCAAAGACAUGAAGAAAGGAUUUGGUUGUAACGAGUGUACCCAUCCAACAUGCCAGCAUGGAUUAUCACAGACAGGGGUAUCAGAAUGUGUAGAAUGUGAGAAUGGUAUCUUGGUGCUAGAUCAGACUUCAGCUCCAAAAUGGAGAAUGGCCUGCAAUAUGUGUAAUGUUGUGAUCAACUUUUUUGACAAUGCCCAUAAAGUAUCAGUAUCAGAAGAUAUAUGUGAAGACUGUGGAUCACACAUUGUUAAUGUAGAUUUCAGCAAGGGCAAAACUCCACUAGAAGGAGAUGAAACUGAACACUCAGGCUGUGUAUUUUGUGACCCGGUAUUUAAACCAUUGGUAGAAAAACAUCAUGCAAGAAUGAAAAGAAGGGGAGGUGCUAGUCGAACAGCUGGCAGAGGUGGGCGUGGUAGAGGAGGAAGGUCAAGAGGUCGAGGGAGAGGAAAACCAAAAGACAAAAUGUCACAGUUAGCUGCUUAUUUUGUAUAGUUAUGUCAUUAUGUUCUGAUUUAAUGUGCCUUUUCACUCAUAGUCUGUCACAGUUUAAAAUUCUUUAAAAUGUAUUGUUUUUGGUAAUAUAUAUACUCUACAGCUUAUGGUACAUGUCACUCAUUGUUAUCUACCAAGUUUAGUACCAAUGUUAUUUUGACUUUUUUUUACCUUUUGUAAUAUCUAGUUCUAAUAAUAAGGACUACAAUUCAAAGACCUAGUGUUGUCUUGGUAAUUAUGUAUUAUGAUCCGUUGAUGUGUGAUUCUGAAAUCAUGAUAGCACUUUUUUUUUAUUGUAAAGGUGGUACCUAACACUACAGGGAGAUAACUCUGUGAAAUCAGCUAAACGUUUGAAUCAAGGACAAAUUAAGCUUCUCAAUUAUCAAAACUAGUGUUUGUCAAACUGCUAUAUAUCCAACCAUUUUUUUCCAAGAAAGUGAUUGGUUCAAGUUUUUUAAAAUUUUUAUAUUUUUUUCAAAGGGUCAAUGUAAACAUUUUCUCAAAAUUUUAUGAAAAUUAAACGUGCCAAAUUAAUUUAAGUCUACGUGUUGGGUACCACCUGAAAUUCUUGUAUUAGUAGGCACAUGAGAUAAUAAUUUAUCUGCCAGUUAAGUGAUACUGUCUCUUUUUAGAAUCUGGAAUUAAUUGCACACAAAAAAGGUAAAAUAUCAGCAACAGAUAAUUGUUGAAAAGAACCCUAUCCUUUGAAAUUCUUUUCAAGAAUCAGUUAAUGUUGCAUCAGAUCCUUUGUCAGACUAUGUAAGAGACACCCAUGUUCAUUGUUCAAGCCUUUGUCAGACUAUGUACCUAUGUAAGAGAUAUCCAUGUUCAUUGUUCAAGAUCAACGCUACCAUGCAUCUGUUCACACAUAUUAUAAAGACUAUCAUAUUAAAAGUGUAUUGUGUAAGUAAAACUAGUAAGAAACCAUUUGCUUUUAUAUUUUUUUUAUAUUAAGAAUUUACUGCAGCACUGUUAAAGAAUUAACUACAAGUUCUUACCGCAUUGUUAAAGUUACAUUUAAAUUAGUUUUUUUUAUAUAAAUGCUUUGAUAGAUGACAGAGAAUUAUUACAUAGAUAAUAUAUCAUGCUAAUAGCUGGUAUUCUGAGGACAAUACUCAAUCAGACAGGUAGUUUUAUAAAUGUGUAUUGUUUGUUAUAUCAUGCAGUCUAUAAUAAAUUCUAAAUAGAUUAUUGUA